CUCCACAGUCCACUGUCGCUCUGACAGCGCAUCAUGCGCACUGGCUCCAAUGGCUGAGUUGUACCCGUCCCUGGCCCAAUGCGCCAUUGUCGCAACGGCCUUUAAGAUUCUCCUAUUCCCUGCUUAUAAAUCGACCGACUUUGAGGUUCACCGAAACUGGCUUGCGAUCACCAAUUCUCUCCCGGUGAAGGAUUGGUAUUAUGAGAAAACUUCGGAAUGGACGCUCGACUAUCCUCCCUUUUUCGCGAUAUUUGAAUGGGUGCUAUCCCAAGCCGCGCGCUACGCGGAUCCGGCGAUGCUGGUGGUCGGCAAUCUGAAUUAUGAUUCAUGGCAGACAGUUUACUUUCAGCGCGCCACGGUCAUUCUCACCGAACUUGUCCUCGUUUACGCACUGAGCCGGUAUAUCAAGUCCGUUCACUCCUCGAACAGGCAGCUUGCGCACAUCGCCAGUCUAUCCAUCUUGCUCUCGCCCGGCCUCCUCAUCAUUGACCACAUCCAUUUCCAAUAUAAUGGUUUCCUCUAUGGCAUCCUGAUCUUAUCGAUCGUCCUGGCCCGGAAGCAGUCGACGCUCCUUCUCAGUGGCAUCACCUUUGCCAUCCUGAUUUGCUUGAAGCACAUAUACCUAUAUCUCGCUUUGGCCUACUUCGUUUACCUGCUGAGAGCAUACUGUCUGGAUCCCAAAUCCGUCUUCCGACCCCAAUUUGCGAACAUCUUCAAACUCGGCGUGUGUAUAAUUAGCAUUUUUGGCAUAGCUUUUGGUCCGUUUGCCCAAAUGGGCCAGCUGCUCCAAUUGAAGGACCGGCUGUUCCCGUUUUCAAGAGGCUUAUGCCAUGCCUACUGGGCACCGAACGUGUGGGCGAUGUACUCAUUUGCGGAUCGCCUUCUCAUUCAGCUUGCUCCCCGCUUAGGCCUCCCAGUCAAUCAAGAAGCUCUGGUCAGCGUUACCCGUGGUCUUGUCGGAGACACUUCCUUUGCUGUCCUCCCCGAGGUGACCAAGGAGCACACAUUCAUCCUCACCCUUCUGUUCCAACUGCUCCCGUUGGCCAAGCUCUGGCUUCGUCCCGACUGGGAAACCUUCGUUGGUGCCAUUACUCUCUGCGGAUAUGCCUCUUUCUUGUUCGGCUGGCACGUCCAUGAAAAGGCCGUGCUCCUGAUUAUCAUUCCGUUCAGCCUGAUCGCGCUGAAAGACCGACGAUACUUCAGCGCUUUCCGUCCUCUCGCAGUGGCGGGCCAUGUCUCGCUCUUUCCUUUGCUCUUUACGGCGGCCGAGUUUCCCAUCAAGACGGUCUACACCAUCUUGUGGCUGGUUUUGUUCCUGUUCGUGUUCGACCAGGUAGCGCCCGUUCCCGAACGACCGCGAUACUUCCUUGCCGACCGCUUCUCCCUGCUUUACCUCACUGUCGCGAUCCCACUGAUCGUUUACUGCUCCCUGAUCCACCAGCUGAUCUUUGGCCUGGGACGACUCGAAUUCUUGCCCCUGAUGUUCAUGAGCAGCUACUCGGCUCUAGGCGUGGUUGGCAGCUGGGUCGGAUUCAUGGUUGUAUACUUUACCGCAUAACAUAGUAUAGAAUCCAAAAGUUUUCC
Molecule: messenger RNA, 1584 nt
Organism: Aspergillus steynii IBT 23096
Lineage: Eukaryota; Fungi; Ascomycota; Eurotiomycetes; Eurotiales; Aspergillaceae
Product: dolichyl-P-Glc:Glc1Man(9)GlcNAc(2)-PP-dolichol alpha-1,3-glucosyltransferase ALG8
Exons: 5
Coding region: 50-1558 (502 amino acids)
Biological process (GO): protein N-linked glycosylation
Cellular component (GO): endoplasmic reticulum membrane
Molecular function (GO): dolichyl pyrophosphate Glc1Man9GlcNAc2 alpha-1,3-glucosyltransferase activity
Source: RefSeq, a predicted model, not a curated record